UGUAGUAGCGGUAUUGCUGCAUAUGAACUGCAGGGGUGUACGAUUUGUUCAUUUGCACUAACGUUAUGUAUCGUGUACAUGGCUGUGGGGCGACUUGUACCUACUACAGGCUGCAAAACCUAAUGCAUUACUGGCGUGGCUAGAUAUUACAUUACAGCAAGCUCUUCGGGUUUAGGAGUGUUAUGGCAUUUGUCAUGCGAGCAGCACAGCGUGCACGAACGUGUGUGACCCUACCAAUAUGGCUACAGGUUGCUUCAUCAACCUGUGACGCUUCGGUCCCAAAGUCCAGAACACUCAUUCAGCCAAUGGAGAAGGUGGAGGAGGAGGAGAGGAACCUCGUGGAUGGGGGCAGCCCGAAGGCUGAGGGGGGCGAGCAGGCCACCACGAGACCUCGGGACGGGUCUGCCCAAGAGUCUCGGAAAAGCAGCUCCUCCCGUUCCUCCCGCAAAAGCUUCCGCCUGGACUACCGGCUGGAGGAGGACGUCACCAAGUCCAGGCGGGACAAGCACGGGCGCUUCAUCAACCCCUGGCCAACGUGGAAAUUCCCCUCAUAUGCCACUUUCUUCAGGUUCUUCGUGCUGGAGAAAAACAACAGCCAGGUCCCCAGCUCCAAAGAGGUGCUGGACAGGGAGCUGCCGGUGCUGGAGCCCUACUUCGUCCAGAACCCCCAGCAGGUGGGCCAGACUGGCUCUGGGAUGAGAGUCACCUGGCUGGGCCACGCCACCGUUUUAGUGGAGAUGGAUGACUUGGUGGUGCUGACCGACCCCGUGUUCAGCCAGAGGGCGUCGCCGCUGCAGUUCGUGGGGCCCAAGCGCUUCCGGGACCCAGCCUGCACGGUGGCCCAGCUGCCCAGGAUCCACGCGGUGCUCAUCAGCCACACGCACUAUGACCACCUGGACGCCGGCUCGGUGGCCAGCCUGAACGAGCGCUUCGGUGGGGACCUGCGCUGGUUCGUGCCCCUCGGCCUGCUGGACUGGAUGCAGAAGUGCGGCUGCGAGAACGUCAUCGAGCUGGACUGGUGGGAGGAGAACUGCGUGCCGGGCCACGACGAGGUCACGUUUGUCUGCACCCCGUCCCAGCACUGGUGCAAGCGCACCCCGCUGGACGAUAACAAGGCGCUUUGGGGCAGCUGGUCUGUCCUGGGACCCUGCAACCGCUUCUUCUUCGCGGGGGACACUGGCUACUGCUCCGUCUUCGAGGAGAUUGGGAAACGAUUCGGGCCCUUUGACCUGGCCGCCAUUCCCAUUGGGGCAUACCUACCCAGGAAUGUGAUGCAGUCGCAGCACGUGGACCCAGAGGAAGCGGUGCGCAUUCACAUUGACAUUCAGGCCAAACACUCCGUGGCAAUACACUGGGGGACUUUUGCUCUGGCUUAUGAGUAUUACUUGGAACCCCCAAUGAAACUGAAGGAAGCAAUGGAGAGGUAUGGGCUCAGUCAAGAGAAGUUCUUUGUGUUGAAGCAUGGAGAAUCCAGAGUGCUGAAUUCUGAAGAGGUGUUUGAAUGAAUGGACCCAAAGCCGCAUUUGUUCUCCCUGGUUGGAGUUGGAAUUGAGGAGUGUGAUUCUGGGCACUUUAUUACUGAAUACGGUACUAAUUAUCAGGACGAAUCCGGAGCAGCCGUACAAAGUGGCAGGAAAUGGAAUUUCCAUUACAAUGCGUUUAAUUUUGCAGUGAACAGUUGUCUCAAACAAAAUUAUGCCUAAAUCUAUCCCUUCCUUCUCAGUGCUAAUUUUAAAUGGCAGUCGCUUACCUAUGUAAGGAAAAAUAAUAUUUUAUUUACUACAUACACUACGUAACCACAACGCGAUGUUGAUGCCUGAAAACAAUGGUAGGUUAUUUUAAAUAUCUUUUCUAAAGCUAAUGUUUUUGAUUAAUGGUUGUAUACGGAUACCGAUUUACAGAAUUGUAGUACUUCUGAAUCCCUCUUUUAGAAUAUGGGAGUUCAUCGUGAAUUUUUAUUAUGGUUAAGAAUGUUGGCGAUCUUACUUCCUUAUGUUUAAGGUCAAGAGUUUUUCCACAACUUGUUUUUCUUGAGGUUUAAUUCUCAUUUUAUUGAAUUUAAUCAGAUCCAAAUGAGCCACAAUAUAGGUUCAUAACUUUAGAGGUUCAGCUCGUCUGCACAGCUGUAACCUAGUAGGUUACAAUGGAGGGUUAUUAUUUAUUAAUAAUUGGUAGUAUUAAGACUGAAGUGUCUGUUCAAACAUGUCAUUGCUUUUCCGUCCUUGGAAACUCGUUGCAUGUAAUGCUCCGACAUUGGCUGAUGAAACGCUCAAGAUAAGACAGGCUUCUUCUGCAUCUUUCACAUGUCAACAGUGAUAUUUGAGAUUUCACUGAUCAAGCGGGACAUUCAAUUUGCUUUUAAAGGUUUUUGGCUUUUUUUUUUUUUUUUUUUUUUAGAAAUUUCUUAAACUGAGAGAAUUCACAAAUUAAACAAUACACCAUCAACACUGGCACUGCAAUGUUUAAAAUAUCCUGAACAUCAAAAAUUUCAUAUUAUAUGAAUAACUAGAAUAUCUCAAUUCGGUCUUGCCAUGGCAUUUUAAAUGCCUCUGAUCACAAAGUUCUUACAGUAUUUUGCAAUGGCUAUUAUUAUCCGCAACUGUUUUUGAGUUAAAGGUUUGCUAAAAUAUCAUUUUCAUUUUAAUAUGUGUUCCUUCUGGGUAAUGUAUGUUUUCUCCAGUUCAAUGCAGUUUGCAUAUCUGAAGGGCCUGUCCAUUCUUAGGUUACCCUUCCACCGCUAAAAUGUUAGCUUGUAACAGAAUCAUUAUCAGUCUCAGUAACGGGACAGCUAAUUAGCAUACAUCAGGGAUACUCAAAUCUGGCCCUCGCAGCCAGCAGUACCGCUGCGUUUCUUUUUUUUUUACCUGAUGGUUCAUUGAACGAUUAAUGCCAUUGAUUGGGCAGAGAUUUAACACACCUGAUAUCCCAGGCUUGACUCAGUCCUGAUUAGAGAGGACAAAUGAAAACCAGCAGUACUUCUGAGGGCCAGGUGUGAGCCUCCCUGGCCUAAAUGAUGGAGAAUUUAAGACGACUGGUGGACACUGCAGAAUGCAUCUUGAAAAGAAUUUUGGAAAAAACUCAUUACCCUUCUGAUGUUGUUUUGAUUGACAGGGUGAUUGAUUCUCACAACGCUUGACAUUACAUUCAUAAUAACGAAGGUAAUAACAAUAUUUAAAUCUUCAGUGCAGAUUGCUGUUCAUUUGUGCUUCAGUAUAUUUAAAUUGGGUCAUGUCUCAGUAUUCAGUAUGGUUGUGAAUGCAGACAAGUGAAUGUAUGCAUUUGGUUCUUUGAAGAUGCCCCACAUUUUACAGUGCAUUGGAUGAUAAAUAUUGUUUAAGCAAAAGGUAAUUUUGCUGUAUGUACUAAAACUUGUUGCCCCACACCCUUUUAUUACCAGUUUUGGCUUCCAUUUAAUGUCCAGACUGCAAACGGUGUAUGAUGUGUACAGUUUGUGUAAAUAUAAUGGUACUCUGCUAUGUACGUAGUACACAGCCCAAGCUUUUUUACUUGCUAAGCCAUCUUUGAUUUUAUAAAUAAAAAAAAUGUAAUUUGAAUAAAAUCAUUCAAAAUGUG
Molecule: messenger RNA, 3573 nt
Organism: Anguilla anguilla (European eel)
Lineage: Eukaryota; Metazoa; Chordata; Actinopteri; Anguilliformes; Anguillidae
Gene: napepld
Product: N-acyl phosphatidylethanolamine phospholipase D
Exons: 6
Coding region: 183-1505 (440 amino acids)
Biological process (GO): N-acylethanolamine metabolic process; N-acylphosphatidylethanolamine metabolic process
Cellular component (GO): membrane-bounded organelle; cytoplasm
Molecular function (GO): zinc ion binding; N-acylphosphatidylethanolamine-specific phospholipase D activity
Source: RefSeq, a predicted model, not a curated record